CCGGCUCACCGACAUGCCCGCCGACUGCCUUGCCGGCACCGCCGGGUGGCUGGCCCGCUUCUGGAGAUGGUCCCGCGGGGGGUACUCGCAGGGGCGCUCCUACCCCACCAGCGUGAUGAACCACCGCGGCUGGCUGUGGCCGCUGGGACGCCUCACCGGACUCCUGCCCAUCUCCUUCAAGGAGUGCGUCUGCUCGGCGCCCUUCAACGCGUCGAGGGCCGGCUCCGAGCACGCCGUCAACGACUCCACCCUGCCCUCGUGGGACCAGCCCGCCCACGUUGCCACCUCACGAUGCUCGUGCCCGGUGGCGGAGCGCUCCAUCCCCUGGCUGGCGUACUCGUUCGCGGUGGUGCUGGUGCUGGUGCCCAGUGCCAUGUGGGGGCUGUACUCGGACAGCAAGAACGCCAACACCGAGGGGAAGCCCUCUCUCCGCAUGCAGAGCAAGACGGACAUGAUGGUGACCUUCUGCGACAUCAUCAGCGUGUCCUUCUGCUCCGUCACGUGCUUCGCGCAGCUCGCCUUCUCACAGACCGCCCUCUUCAUGGUGCUGGAGCAGCUGCAGCAGGUGGACCGCACGCUGUCCGUCCGCGCCCCCGCCGUGCCCGGCAUGCUGGCCCUGUGGCUGCUCGUGCUGGUGGGCGUCAUCUUCAUGGACGGCGUCAUGUGGACGGAGAUCAGCAACACCAUCAGCUACGCCGCCACGUACUUCCCGUUCUACGUCGUCUACUUCCUCACCUUCAUGAUGGAGGUGCUGUUCAUCGACGACGCCCACGGCAUCUACAUGCGCUUCUUGGCGCUCAACGAGAAGCUGGACCAGUCGCUCGCGCUGCCCACCUACCAAGCCGCCACGGAGCAGCUCCCCUUCGGCGCGGUGGACGGCGGCUGGCUCGGCGAGGCGGCCCCCAGGGGCACGGCGGUCUCCAUCACGGGCAUCGCGGAGAGCAACGGGAUGUACUCGUCCAAGACGGGUGAGGGCCGGGAUCGCUCACAAUGUUGA
This is a messenger RNA of Thrips palmi, 997 nucleotides long. RefSeq lists its product as uncharacterized. The transcript has 6 exons. Lineage: Eukaryota; Metazoa; Arthropoda; Insecta; Thysanoptera; Thripidae. The coding region runs from base 14 to 997 and encodes 327 amino acids. The record is from RefSeq and is a predicted model, not a curated record.